GCUUUGCUUCCAUCGGCACCGCUGCCGCUUCUGCUUCUUUCCUCUACUACCACGUAGCCCCUCAAGAGAUCAUCCGUCUCGCGCUUUAACGAUCUUAUCCUCCCUCUGCGAUGGUUUCACCACCAGAGGAAGUUGGACGGGCGGGACCGAGCGACGUGCUGGGCACGUCGCCCCGUCGUGCCGCCUCGUCUGCUAUGCGCAUUGACCUCCCACGACCUGAUAAUGCAGUGGCAGAGCCAAGAACAAGGCGGCCGCCGCCGCCGUUCGCAGCAAGCUACCAGGACGGUGCGCCUUCAGCUCUCUUUAGCCCUGCGAACUCAGGCUUUAAUGCUCAAGAAGGCGGCUGUAACGCGUCGUCGUACCCGGCUGGACUAUUCUCACGCCCUGCUCAGACCCCCACAUCUGCUCCAUCAUUGGCAGGAGCAGCAGUCAGCUUGUCAGAUAGCUCGAGCAGCAGCAGCCCCCGCAUCAAGAAGCCAACACGAGGCCUGUCCCUCAACAUCCCACCAGGAUCGCAGGCGUACGGAGGUCUUACUCCAGUGUCGUCCUCUCUGGGCAGCGCCGAUGCGCCGCCAGUCUCAGCCGUCGAUACGCAGGCCCCUCGUCUCGUACCGGUUGCAGCGCAGCAUGGCGAAGGGAGCGGCGGCAGCAGUCUGCUUGGGCCAGCACCCCCUCUCUCUCAGCGCGUCUCGUCGUCCAAACGGAGACCGGCUCGCCUUAAUCUUGGCGGGAAUGCGCUUGGAUCGUCGUCAGGAUCAUCCUCCGCCGCAGUCGACUCAAACAGCCACAGCGUACCCAACUCCCCCUGCAUAGCCGCACCUCCAGCAGCAGCGCCCCUCAGGCCCUCAGCCAUACUCUCGACUGGCUUGACUGCCAUUGCAGAGCAGGAAAAGCAAGAGCUCAGGAGCACACUGACAGGCAGACCCAGGCGGCGGCCAAGCAUGCCCUUUGGUCCCACCAAGAUCCGGGCUGGCGCGGCCCAGCCUCCUCUUGCUGCCGCCGUGGACGACAAUGCUUCGCUACAGCCGCCAGAAGCGUGGAGAGAUCCCUCGCAAGACAUUCUCUCUGGCCAGGGCUCAACAUUACAGCAUGCUCGUAGCGUGUAUGCCGCGGGUCCCAUCGAAGUGCUGCCCGGCCUCUACCUAGGCGACGAGCACAACGCCAGAGACAAUCACAUGCUCGCCUCUCGCGGCAUCACCACGAUUCUCAAUGUGGCCAAGGAGACGACGCUAUCCUUCCAGACCGAGUCGAACGUUGUACCGCUUCGCAAGGGCCGACAUGGCGUGUGGCACUCAGAGAUCCUAUCGCAGGCAGCAUCUGCCGAUCCAUUAUUGCGCUCUGGCAUUCAGCGGGCCAGCACCGUCUCUACGGAUGAGGUCUUCCACACGCCGCCCACUGCAUCGCUCUUCUCGCCGUGCGCGAGCAGCAGCAGCGGCAUGCCUCGCACACCCUUGUCUGCGGCGACCAGCACCUCCCUCGGCGAGCCAACGGAAUCCUUCAUGACGCCUAUCAGCGAGUCCCCGCCGUCCGUUCUGCCUCAGAGCGCAUCGUCGCAUCUGUUACGCAGCUCCCUUUCUACGCCCAACCUCCAAGUACAGUUUCAACGCGCCAGCCCGAAGCAAGGCGACAGAAGCACAGGUAGUAGUGAUGCGUCCGAAGAAGGCGGCGGCAAAGGGUCCUCGCUCUACUCAAGCGAGGCACCACCUUCGGACCAGACCCACGCAACCGACGUGGAAAGCGAGGAACUCACUGAAGUCGAUGACCCAGACACCCUUUACUCGGCCGUCGAGCUUCCCGAAGACGCCCUUAAGCUCAGCAUCCCGGCGUCGCCGUCAGCAGGGCGCUCAGAGUCCAUUCGCUACAUCAAGCUUCCGUGGACGCAUGACCAAACCGAGCUGGCCGCGGCCAAGGGCGGCUUCGCGCAGGGCUGUGCAGUCAUUUCUGAAGCGAUGGCGAUAGACCACUAUGGUCGCCCCCUCUUCGAUGAUGAUGCUCGCCCUUUGAAGCCAGGUGGCGUUCUCGUGCACUGCCAGUGCGGCGUGAGCCGGAGCGCCACGCUUGUCAUCGCUUUCGUGAUGCAGGCGGCCGCGCUCAACUACCCAUACGAGGCGACAAAGACGCUAACGGGGAUGCAUGACUGUUAUAAUCUAGUCAAGGACCUCUCGUCAAGCAUCUCGCCUAAUAUCUCUCUCAUCUACCAACUGGUCGAAUGGGAGAGGCAUUUGAGCGCUGAGGCUAUUAGGCUGAGAGAUGCCCUUCAGAGGCGGUCCUCUCAGCACAGUGCGACAACCGCGGCGACGAUCCGCCCACGCGGCGAGACAGGCAACAGUGCUGCGGGCGAGGUUUCCAGUAGCCACGCGGCAGUGGGCGAGACUCCAUUGCACGCAGGCACCGAUGCAAUGCCUCGCCCAGCAGCGGUCGGCUGGUCGAGCGAAGCCAUGGGCGAGGAGGAGUGGACGAGGAUGCGCAUGGAGGAGGAGCGCAAGGAGCAGCUCGAAGACGAGGCUAGGCGGCAGAAGUUGCAAGAGGAGACGGCGCGUCAAGCGGCGGAGCGGCGGCGAAGAGAGCAGGAGGACGGCGAUAGUGUCGCAGCCGUCUCACCGAGAGCUGUGCCGAACGGAUUGCCUGGUGUCGUGACCUCAGGAGGCGGACUCGGUGCGAGAAGGAGGAUGAGGACACCUGCGCUCAAGCUACAAGGGAGCAGCGAGGCAAUGGGGAGUGCCGGAGGAAUCGCUAGCGCGAGCGGCGGCAGAGAGCUCCCUCUGCGAAGUGCUCGUCUCGAUGGCGCUUUUCCUGGGCGUCUCGAGCCCGCGGCAGCGAGGGAGCCGAAUCAGGAGGACAGGGGUGAGGCAAAAGAGACUGCCCGACGCAUACCCAUGCUGUCUAUCAAUAGCGGCGAAGGCAGCGGCAAGGGCGUUGGCAGCAGCAAUGUGGCCUCGACAACGUCGCCAGGCGGCGCAACGCAAAGUCGCCCCGCCUCUGCAAAGAAGAUCAGCCUCGGUCCCGCAAGCGCCGGCCUCACAGGCACGCCCAGCAGGCCCAUUUCUCUUCCUCCACCGCCAGCGUCAGCCGUAUCAGCCUCUUCCUCCUCCCCGAUGGCCUCUGCCACCUCGACCCCCGCAAGGCUCAGCGCAUAUCUCAACGCGGGAGGCCCAGCCAACUCGGCCAAUGUGCUCAGCUCGCUGCUUCCGAGUGCAAAGGUCGACUUCGGCCACACGCACACUUCUGCCGCUGAGAGAAAGAAGCAACAUCGCAGGACUUUCAGCUCUGAACCAUCGUCCACUACGGCGAUGGCUGCCGCGCUCCUUUCGUCUAUGGAGAGUAUCAGGUCGGCUGCGGUUGCUAGUGGGACGAGACCGAGUGAGGUCAGCUUGGCUGGCGCGGGUGCGAGCGGGCAUGUAGCAGGUCAGGCAAGAGAAGAAGGUGGGACGCUCGCUGGACAGAGAGGGACACGGAUAUGAAGCGCUGGAGGCGGUAGCGGAGUCAUCGUAACGGCUGGGAUAGAGACGGACUAUUUCCUCUCCCGUGCCCUCCUCAUAUCACCGA
Molecule: messenger RNA, 3546 nt
Organism: Jaminaea rosea
Lineage: Eukaryota; Fungi; Basidiomycota; Exobasidiomycetes; Microstromatales
Product: phosphatases II
Exons: 1
Coding region: 111-3461 (1116 amino acids)
Biological process (GO): negative regulation of MAPK cascade; protein dephosphorylation
Cellular component (GO): cytoplasm
Molecular function (GO): MAP kinase tyrosine/serine/threonine phosphatase activity; protein tyrosine/threonine phosphatase activity
Source: RefSeq, a predicted model, not a curated record